This is a messenger RNA of Symbiodinium sp. CCMP2592, 489 nucleotides long. NCBI's taxonomy places the organism in Eukaryota, Dinophyceae, Suessiales, Symbiodiniaceae. The record is from the annotation of a GenBank genome assembly.
AUGGCAGCUGCUAUCCUGAAGCAUGCAGAUGCGUCGAAACGUGUCAGCUACAAGAAAGCGGACGAGACUGUGCGACUGGUGAACGAGAAGCUGCUGAGAUGGAAAGAGGAGGCAGAGAUCCUGCAGCAGGAGGCUCGGGAAGAUGAAAUGGCCCGGCAGGCAGCUUUGCGCAUGGGCGCGCCGCGGCCUUCGCCUGUAGAGGUGGAGCGUCAACAUGCCGACAUGGCCCGGCAGCGACAGGACAUGGAGAGGCAGCGGAUGCAGGCAAUUCAGUGGGGCCGGCACCUAGUCCAGCCGAUUCCCCAGAUGCAGUUCCUGCCUCCGAAAUCAGCAGCCGCCAAAGCCUAUGCGGCACGGGAAGAGUCUGCCAGAUCGGCCGCACCGUCGGAAGAGACGUGGUCGCGGGUGCCGCCCCCCGGCAGCGACGUGCCACCCUCUCCCGGUGACAAACCGGCCUGGGCGCCACAGCCGCCAGGUCCACCACCGUGA